Messenger RNA from Rhagoletis pomonella (apple maggot), 1715 nucleotides. RefSeq names its product xylosyltransferase oxt-like. NCBI's taxonomy places the organism in Eukaryota, Metazoa, Arthropoda, Insecta, Diptera, Tephritidae. The record is from RefSeq and is a predicted model, not a curated record. The coding region runs from base 426 to 1715 and encodes 429 amino acids. The transcript has 6 exons. Gene Ontology annotation, molecular function: protein xylosyltransferase activity. Gene Ontology annotation, biological process: heparan sulfate proteoglycan biosynthetic process; chondroitin sulfate proteoglycan biosynthetic process.
AAAUUAUAAAGGCGACCAAAUGGGAUCAGCUGUUUUCGCUACCGCUCUAAUUCUGUUUAAGUAGGCGAAAUAGCUCGGCGAACGGUGAAUGACAGCAUCGCCCAUUUCGGCGAAGUUUGCCGUUCGCCGGUAUUGUAUUUCAAGCAUAAUAUCAACAAUCCUAGUUUCAUCUCUAUUUGCGAACAAGGCGAAUUUGGUUAAUUCGCCUUGGUAGCAGAUUUUACAGGAAAAUGUGAAAAAAGUUUAAAUAUUAAAAAUAGUAAAAGCUUAAAGUAGACCCUACGCAAAGCACUGCUUAAUUUCCACGUGUUUCCCACUGUCAUGAAUUGUGCAUUUUCUUCGGCCGCCACCAGGAGCCCUUUUAGUAAAGCUUUUUCACACUUGCCUGCGGCAUUGAUCCAGCUGUGCAUCAUAGAGUAAAGGAAAUGGCUAACAACAUUGCCAUUCGGUGGCUCCGCCGCUACAAGUUAUUCUUUCUACUCGGACUUUUAAUAUUUGGUGUGCAGAUAUUUCUCGCCUUAAAAUCUUUAAACAUUUCCAGUUCAAAUGUUAUAACUGCAAAUGCAAAUUUGUUUUUGGAAACCAGAGCACCGACCUCUCAAAGUAAAAAGCAGUCUGUAGCCAACGGAGGUGCCAUUCACCAUUUUGCCAGUGAACAUGAUGCGACUACACUCUUACGACAUAAAGAAAUUAUAAAAAAUGAUCCCAAUAUCGAUGCUAAUUUUAGAUUUUCGGAGAAUGAUUCCCGUGGCGGUGUGGUAGAAUGUAAUAUUACUGCCAAGGAAGCUAUUUCUGCAAUGCAGCGAGCUAAAACUAAAGACUGUCGCAAGCAAAUUGCGCUUAUUGCCUGUGCCAUCCAGGCGGGCGAUUUUUAUGCUCAGAAGUUGCCCACUCACUGUCCUGCUGGGAAUUACACUCCUAAUGCCCCGCUUGGCUGCUUCCAGGAUGAAAAGGAUUAUAGAUUGCUGUCGGGAUAUUUUACAAAUUUGAAAUUAAGCAAUUCUCCACAAAAAUGCAUACGGCUCUGUCUUCAAUCGGGGUUUCCUUAUGCAGGAGUGCAGUACGCGACCGAAUGUUUCUGUGGCACAGAUGCUCCGCCCCUAACGUCGAAACUACCAGAUUCUAGAUGCAACAUGAAAUGCUCCGGCAACCCGCGUUAUAGUUGUGGGGGGUAUUUUACUAUUAACGUCUAUGAAACUGGAAUUGCAAAAUUUACGUCACAUAUUGCUGAAGCCAGAGUUACGAAACCUGACACUGAACGAGUACGGAUUGUAUUUUUGCUGACGCUUAAUGGUCGUGCUCUUCGACAAGUUCAUCGGUUAAUUAAAACGCUCUACUCCCCAGAACAUUUUUUCUAUAUUCAUGUGGAUGCGGUAAAUUAUGGUACAAACGAAAAAUGUCAUACGGCAACGGCAACAACAACUAGUACAGUGACAUGUUUUACUGCCUCUAUCGCGCCAAAAACAACAACAAACACACCGGUACCUGCCGACUGCACAGCGGUGUCAACAGCCCGGCCUAUUCUUGCUGCGCAAGCACAAAUUAACUUGAGUGCAAGCACUGGCGACAAAGGUAAAGCGCAAGAAAAGUUGAAAAACGAAACAACUAAAAAUGCGGCCAUACAGACUGGAAUGGACCGCUAUGUUACAGUAAUAAUAAAACUUAGUCCGCAAAAUUCAACGGGCAGGAGUUAUGGAAAUACAGAGAUACAAUAA